Messenger RNA from Rasamsonia emersonii CBS 393.64, 2031 nucleotides. RefSeq lists its product as uncharacterized. Gene Ontology annotation, biological process: maturation of SSU-rRNA from tricistronic rRNA transcript (SSU-rRNA, 5.8S rRNA, LSU-rRNA). The transcript is spliced from 2 exons. The record is from RefSeq and is a predicted model, not a curated record. The coding region runs from base 1 to 2031 and encodes 676 amino acids. Gene Ontology annotation, cellular component: nucleolus; small-subunit processome. NCBI's taxonomy places the organism in Eukaryota, Fungi, Ascomycota, Eurotiomycetes, Eurotiales, Trichocomaceae.
AUGGGCAAGAAGAGAAAGGCCAGCAGUCGGCCCUCCGGGGAGACUGCUAAGAACGACGAUGAUGCCCUUCAGUCCAAAUACGACAUAAACGAAACGUUUGACGACUCCGAAGAUGAAUUCAUAGCCGGCCGCGACCAGAUCCUCUUAGACGAGGGUCCGGAGGCCAAAAGACGGCGAAAAUUGGAAGAGGAUGAUGAAUUUCUCCAGCCGUCCGACGAAGAAGUCCUCGGCUACGAAUCUGCCAGUUCGGACGACCUGGACGAAGAAGAAGAAGAAGACUUCGACGAGGAUGAAGGAGACGAUGACGCAGAAGACAGCGACGAUUACGAGUCUCGGAAAGAGUCGAGAAAGUCGCGAAAACAGCGCGAUGCGUCGAGCCCUGCCUCCGAGGGUGAAGAGUUCGAGGAUGGUAUUGGCGCGUGGGGUUCGUCCAAAAAGGAUUUCUACAAUGCCGAUACCAUCGAAACGGAAGCCGAUGCUCUCGAGGAGGAGGAGGAAGCGAAGAAAAUCCAACAGAAGCAUCUGAAGGCUAUGAAAGAGGAGGACUUUGGCUUCGACGAGACAGAGUGGUUACAAUCCGGAAAAGCGCCUGAUGAAAGCAAGAAAGACGAAGAUGGCGUGGUCACCGAAGUGCUACCACAGCUAGAGAUUACGGAUGAUAUGGGACCGGAGGAGCGGCUCAAGAUACUGAAGUCAAGGUAUCCGGAGUUCGAGCCCUUGGCGAAAGAUCUCGUCGACCUUGAGCCUACUUAUAAGGAGCUGCAGCAAGCCGCACAAGUAGCGGAGAAGGCGAUCACGGAUUUCUCGAAACCAGCGCCUGUUCCGGUGAUCAAAUUCCGUGCCCUGUCGGCUUAUCUCGGGGCUAUAAGCAUGUACUUCGCACUUCUCACAUCUCCUUCGCAGAAUGGGGAGGAGAAGGCGGUCGCUCUGCCCCCUGCGGAACUGAGAGAGCAUCCGGUAAUGCAAUCUCUAGUGAACUGCAAAAAGCUCUGGGACACGGUCAAGGAUCUCCGCGUACCUGACGCUUCCGAAGCUGCAGAGGUCAAUGGCACGGGCUCGGAGAGUGAAGUCGCAGAGCCAACACCGCCCCCUGCUCCUGUCGAGAAAUCGGAGAAGAAGACCAAGGAAGUCAAGCCACCUAAGGAAAAGAAGACGAAAGCACAACCUGCUGCUGAAAAGGCGGCAGCUGAAGCUGAAGCUCGCCGUGCGAAGAAACUCCGUCAGACGGAAGCUGAACUUGCUGACCUGUCGAACCUGGUAUCCGCUCCUGGCAAGAAGUCCAAGGUUGCGAAGGUCUCGAAGAAGAAAGAUCAGGAUAAGGAUGACUCCGACUUCGGUGAUGAGGAAGCCCUCACAGCAUGGGAGGCGGAAGAAAAGGCGAAGAGAAAACGGUCCCUCCGGUUCUACACAUCCCAGAUCGCACAGAAAGCCAACAAGCGCGAGGCAGCGGGUCGCGAUGCGGGCGGUGAUCAAGAUCUGCCGUAUCGAGAGCGUAUCAAGGAUCGCCAGGCGCGACUGAAUGCCGAGGCCGAGAAGCGUGGCAGGCAACAACCCAAUCCGUCUGAGCAGCUGGGCGGAGACUCUGACGAGGAGGACUACCGUGUCGCCGGCGAGGUCCGCGGAGACGCUGUUGGCACUGGCCGGGACUCUGGCUCUGGCUCGGACACAGAUGAAGACGAAUACUACGACCUGGUCGCCGCGCGCAAGAAGAAGAGGGAAGAGGAGAAGAAGGCGCGGGCCGAAGAGUAUGCGAAGGCAGCACAAGAAGGCGGCAAGGUUGAGGUGCAGGAGGAAAUCGGCCCAGACGGCAAGCGGAAGAUCACGUACCAGAUCGAGAAGAACAAGGGUCUGGCGCCGAAGCGCAAGAAGGAGCAGCGCAACCCGCGUGUCAAGAAGCGGAAGAAGUUCGAGCAGAAGCAGAAGCGGCUGGGUAGCAUCCGGCAGAUUUACAAGGGUGGCGAAGGUCCAGGAGGGUAUGGCGGUGAGCUUACGGGCAUCAAGAAGAAUCUGGUUAAAAGUGUCAAGCUUUGA